Oryza brachyantha (malo sina) is the source of this 1757-nucleotide messenger RNA. RefSeq names its product putative nuclear RNA export factor SDE5. The coding region runs from base 123 to 1589 and encodes 488 amino acids. The transcript has 12 exons. The record is from RefSeq and is a predicted model, not a curated record. NCBI's taxonomy places the organism in Eukaryota, Viridiplantae, Streptophyta, Magnoliopsida, Poales, Poaceae.
CUCCGCGUCGUCCUCCCAGGCUCCCAGCCGCGUGUCGCCUCGCCUCCUACUCCCCUCCCCUCCACGGCGGCGCCCAGGCGGCCGCCUCCGCGAACCGUUCGACAGCAUUAAGUGUUCUCACUAUGGAUCUUCCCAAUUCACUAACUUCAUCCGGCGACAAUGAGACAACGGCACUUAAUGCAUUGCUUGAUGCUUUUGGUUCUGCCUUUUCACUUGAAGAUAUAGCUACGGCAUAUUGCAGAGCAAAUGGUGAUCUCAACAGAGCCGGCGAUCUGUUGACUGAACUUGAACUUCCGAUGGCUAAGAGUGAUGAAGUUGACUCAAGUGUUGGGACUAUUCUUCCCCCGAGUGGUAAGGCAAGUAAAGAAAACUGUACAGAGGAUUCAGGCCAAGCAAGAUUACGCGAAAAGGUGCAGAAGUCUAGUGCUUCAUUUGGCACUGUAUCCAGCAUGUUGGUAAAGGGAUCUACGAGGGCUACUGUAUCUUUGCAUAGAGCACCAGGAAAAGAAAAACCUCCAAUGGUUGAGCUACCAGAGUACAUGCGGGAUGAUUUUAAUGUGAAAACUGAUAAAUCUGAGUCUGCAUCACAGAGAGAUACUUUGAAUAAUAGAGAUAUUGAGGAGUUUCUAUUUUCUAUGCUUGGAGAAGGAUUUAAGCUCAGCAUGGACAUGAUCCGUGAGGUUCUAGGCAGCUGUGGAUAUGACAUUAAGAAGAGCAUGGAGGAACUAAUGUCGGGUUCUGCAAAAGAUACAGGCAAAAAGGCAGAAGAAAAACAUAAUGUAGUACAGGAUGCAGCAGUAGAAUACCCCUUAUCCAAGGGAAGCUGCCUAGAAUCACAGUCCACCUUUAGGAAUGGCAGUGCCUAUUCUUUGCGAGGUGAGAGACAUAGCUCAAGUCAGAUUUCUCCAGGAGAGCUGCUAGAGUCGAUCUUCACUGUACCUGAAAGAUCCGAGGAGGAACCAGUAAGAAAACGAUACGAACUGGGUGCAAAUCGAAACAGAGUUCUAGAUCAGAAACCAGUUGUAGGACCUCUUGAGGACAUCUCAUCAUAUUCUACAAGUUUUGCAGGGAAAGUUACCCUAGUUAGCAAAGAACCAGUUGCAGAUAACGAGGAUGAUUACCAGAACUAUCGUAGGGCUGCGAAGCAGCAUUGGGAUAUGAUGAAGCAAUACUAUGAAAAGGCUGUUGAUGCUUUUAGGGAGGGUAACCAGAAAGAAGUCGAGUAUCUUCUUGGGGAAGGCAAACACUAUUACAAGAUGGCUCGACUGGCUGAUGAAAGAUCUUCUGGGGAGAUUGUCAGGUCGAAAAAAGUAGAGUCAAAGAAUGAGUUGUGUCUUGAUCUGCGUGGACAAGAUCCAGCCAACGUAGCAAAUCUUGUGAGACUUCAUCUUAGACAGUUGUCUAACAUCCCAUUUCUUGAGUACUUAAAAGUCAUUACUGGUGCUGAGGAUGGCAGUUUCAAAUCAGGACAAAGAAGAAGAAAGGUGAUAAAAUAUCUGGAGAAGAAAUCGAUUGUGUGGACUGAAGAGGAAGCGAACCACGGAACCAUCCUCAUCCCAAUUAAUCAGAUGCAGGACCAGCAGGCUUAGGUUCAUACAGAGCUGGUGGCACACAAACUGACAGAAGUCGAUGUUCAUAGCUGCUGCAUCAUUAGUUUCCACUUUGCACCUUGGUCCUCUCCCUUUCUUUUGGGCAUCUGAACCAUGGAAGUUACGUGCAUUGCAUUCUUUUCUCCUGCACAUUGCAGGCAAUUCGAA